Clonostachys solani is the source of this 2319-nucleotide messenger RNA. The record is from the annotation of a GenBank genome assembly. Lineage: Eukaryota; Fungi; Ascomycota; Sordariomycetes; Hypocreales; Bionectriaceae.
AUGGUUGUUUCCCCUGCGAAUCGCGCCAACAUCUCAGCAAGAUAUUUUGAUGAUUUGGUCUCUCGUGUAGCUUUGCCGGCCCUGAGCCGAUACGCGCUUGGGGAUGGUACAGACCGUACAGGGGCCAUCAGCCCACCUGGUCUCAGAUGGUUGUUGAUGACCAAGAUCCGGAUGAGUCAAACAGACCGCGUGGGGCCCUUUGCGCUUCUACUCGACUCGAGGUUGUUCUUGAAACAAAGCAACGCGAUAUGCGCCGAGGACGAGGAGGCUUUCCUCGACGUUGCGUGCCGCACCAUACUCGCGGCACAUGAUGCUCGUUGGAUCGUCGAGUUCUUGGUUGAAGGGCAGCGGUUCUUCACUCCUUGGUCUCAGCAGUUGGAUGCGUAUAAAAAGAGACUUGAAGCUGAGGAAUGGGCAGAUAAGUCGCCAGAACCACAGGAAUUCUAUGGCGCACUGCAGAUUGCUUCAACAUUGGGGGAUUGGCCAACAAUGGAGUCCCUUAUCAAGGGAGGCGUUCGAGCCGACCGUGUGCAUCCGCUCUUCGGCAGCGCAGCACGUGUGGCCAUUUCACUGGACCACUUGCACAUUGUGCAAGGCCUCGUCCGUUGCGGCCAUGAUCCGAACGCGCAGAUAUGCUUGAUUGGGAACAGAAAUCUGCUCCUCUACGCAGGUGAACUGGGCCGGAGGGACAUGAUGGAAUUCCUCCUCACCUUGCCAGAGAUCCAAACAAGCACAAAGCAUGAAGCGACCGAAGAGACUGCUCUGUUCUGGGCGGCUGGACGAGGCUGGACCGAAGCGGUCAGGCUUCUGUUAUCGAACCCUGGCACUGAGCCCGGCCCGGCUGCUCUUGACGUCGCCGUCAAAGAGGGACACGAGGACAUUGUGAGGCUGCUUGUCGCGAGAGACGACUUGAAGCCCAAUUUCGGCGUGAGGAGGCGCUGCUCUUUGUGGCUAGCUGUUCAGCACGACAGAGACUGGGCUGUGAAGCUGCUCCUGGACCGAUACGCUGUAAACCCCAACAUGGAGAUUAGGGGUGGGGAGACAAUGCUGGCUUUGGCAGCCAAGCUUGGUCACGAAUCUGUCGUCCGGGUUCUUCUGCAGCGCGACGAUAUCAACCCCAACCACCAAGCCCAGGGAGAAAGAAAAACCGCCCUACAAUAUGCUGCCACUGAAAAUCACCUCGGUGUGGUUGAAGCUCUCCUCGAAAGCCCAAGGUUAGAUGUCAAGGCUACUCACGACGGGGUGUUUGCAUUGGAGAUUGCCGUUUACAAGCGCCACGUCAAAUGUGCGAGACUCAUCCUUGGACGCAUGAACAAGGCAGACAAAGAUUUGGAAGGAGCUCUUAUGCUUGCUGUCCGUCGUGGUAGCGUGUCUCUAGUCCGAUUGUUCCACGAGGAUGCCCAGAUACGAAGCUGCUUGCCAUAUGCAUUCAGCCUAGCUUUAUUCCAAGCAGCGCUCGAGGGCGCCACCGACAUGGUCGGGGAGAUUAUCAAGUACGACGAGAUCGACCCGAACCGCACCUACGCCACGUGCUUUUCUCGCAAGGACACGGCACUCUUCGCCGCCGUUCACAGAGGGCAUGUCGAUGCUGCACGGCUCGUCCUGAGCCACCCAAGGCUCGACAUCAACCACACAGGGUUUAACGGGACAGUCUUGGGACUGCUCGCUGACCGAGGAGAUCAAAGGCUGAUGAAGGAUGUGCUCCGCAACGCCAACCUCGAUGUCAAUAUUCGUGCCCCAGGUUAUCAAGAUAACAUCAUUGUUUACAGACAGGAUCCAGACGAGCCACACGGGAAGUUUACGGACGACUUUGACAUGAGAUUUACAUGGGACGACACUCCCUUGUUGAGAGCGGCUAGAAAGGGCUUCUUCAUCUCCGUGCGAAUCCUUCUUGAGGAUCCUCGCACUGACGUGUGCGCGACAAGUAGUGACCAAAGGACGGCACUCUGGUGGGCUGUAUACUGGAACAGGGAGAGCAUCGUCAGGCGCUUGCUGGAGGCCGACAACAGGGCCGUGAACAUGCGAGACGUGGAGGGUUGGACCCCCUUGCACCUAGCCGUAAACUUAUCUAGAUCGGAGAGCAUGCUGCGACUGCUUCUGGAGCAACAACACGUUGAUCCAAACAUCACCACCGAAGCUGGCUGGACGGCACUUCAUCUGGCCAUGCUUUGCUGUACCACCAAGGCGGUUGAGGCUCUGCUCGACCACCCCGGAAUCGACACCUCUGUGCGUCUUGGAGAUGGGAGAACGCUGUCCGAGGUCCACGCUCCCGGUGGUUGCGAUUGCAAGUCGCUAGUUCAGUCUCGAAACCUUGAAUGA